Messenger RNA from Ziziphus jujuba (common jujube), 2228 nucleotides. Its product is annotated as bifunctional 3-dehydroquinate dehydratase/shikimate dehydrogenase, chloroplastic. Gene Ontology annotation, biological process: shikimate metabolic process; chorismate biosynthetic process. The record is from RefSeq and is a predicted model, not a curated record. NCBI's taxonomy places the organism in Eukaryota, Viridiplantae, Streptophyta, Magnoliopsida, Rosales, Rhamnaceae. The coding region runs from base 299 to 1894 and encodes 531 amino acids. Gene Ontology annotation, molecular function: 3-dehydroquinate dehydratase activity; NADP binding; shikimate 3-dehydrogenase (NADP+) activity. The transcript is spliced from 11 exons.
GGUACACAGAAAGUUCUCUUUUUGGUUGGUAAUAUUGGCACCUAGAAAGUUAGGUACAGAAACAAAGAAAGCUAUGCGUACAUGUAUAACUUCGUCAUCAAACUGUUCUACGAAGUCCCGUACUCACCCUCUCCAUUUGCAUACUGUACGGACCCCCCCUCAACCAACAAAACCACAUCCCCUUCGUCGUUCGGCUUCGUAGUCAAAACCUCCAACACGCCGCAAUGGACACCACGAACUUUGCGGUAAACUCACUCUUCCAAUCUUCGUUGCUGUUUGGAUUCCGAGAAAAACUCGCAUGAAUAUUGCUUCUUCUGCUGCUGCUGGUCUGCGAUUGGGUAGUGAAGGAAUGAGGAAGAAUCCAACCUUAGUUUGCACUCCUUUAAUGGCGGAAACAGUGGAUAAGAUGGUGAUUGAUAUGAGUUUGGCAAAAGCAAGUGGUGCUGACCUUGUGGAGAUAAGAUUGGACAGUUUAAAGGAUUUCGAUCCCCAUGACGAUCUGAAAACUCUGAUUAGAGGAUGUCCUUUGCCCACUCUAUUCACUUACAGACCAACAUGGGAAGGUGGUCAGUAUGAUGGUGAUGAAAAUGAGCGACUGGAAGCACUUCGAUUUGCCAUGGAGUUUGGAGCUGAUUACAUUGAUGUUGAGCUUCAGGUUGCUCAUGAGUUCUUCAAUACCAUACUUGGAAAGAAGGCUGAAAAAUGCAAAGUCAUUGUUUCUUCUCAUAACUAUCAACAUACACCAUCUGUUGAGGAUCUUGGCAACCUUGUUGCAAGAAUACAAGCAACUGGAGCUGAUAUAGUGAAGAUUGCAACAACUGCCCUGAAUAUUACUGAUGUUGCACGCAUUUUCCAGAUAACUGUGCAUUCUCAAGUUCCAAUAAUAGGGCUUGUUAUGGGUGAGAGGGGUUUGAUGUCGCGUAUACUCUGCGCCAAAUUUGGUGGUUUUCUCACUUUUGGGACCCUUGACUCAAGAAUCGUUUCUGCACCUGGUCAACCAACAAUUAAGGAUCUAUUAAAUCUAUACAAUUUCAGACAUAUAGGGCCCGACACAAAAGUAUUCGGUAUUAUUGGAAAGCCUGUUGGCCACAGCAAAUCACCUCUUUUGUACAAUGAAGUAUUCAAGUCAGUUGGUUUCAAUGGAGUUUAUGUGCACUUGUUAGUGGAUGACAUUGCAGAUUUUCUCCAAACUUAUUCAUCUGCAGAUUUUUCUGGAUUCAGUUGCACAAUUCCUCACAAGGAAGCUGCACUUAAAUGCUGUGAUGAGAUUGAUCCAGUUGCAAAGUCAAUAGGUGCUGUUAAUUGCAUAAUACGGAGACCAACCGAUGGGAAGCUCUGUGGUUAUAAUACUGACUAUGUUGGUGCCAUUACUGCUAUUGAGGAUGGACUUAGAGGUUCACAUAACAGCAGCAGUCUAACUGGUUCACCUUUAGCUGGUAAAUUGUUCAUCGUCAUUGGUGCUGGUGGUGCAGGCAAGGCACUUGCUUAUGGUGCAAAAGAGAAGGGGGCGAGGGUUGUGAUUGCCAAUCGUACCUAUGAUCGAGCGAGGGAACUUGCAGACACAAUUGGAGGAGAUGCUUUAUCUCUUGCUGACUUAGAUACUUUCCACCCAGAGGAUGGCAUGAUUCUUGCAAACACAACAUCUAUAGGAAUGCAUCCAAAAAUUGAUGAAACACCUAUUUCUAAGCAUGCUUUGAAAUCCUACUCGUUGGUUUUUGAUGCUGUUUAUACCCCCAAAAUAACCAGGCUCUUAAGGGAAGCUGAUGAAUCUGGAGCCAUAACUGUUAGUGGGUUGGAGAUGUUUAUAGGACAAGCAUAUGAACAAUUUGAGAGAUUCACUGGGUUGCCCGCACCUAAGGAACAUUUUAGAAAAAUAAUGGGAGACUACUCAUAAGGUCUGGCUAUUCUUUUGUUCUUCACGCAUCUCACUUUGGGCUUUCUAUUGGUGGGAUGUAAUACAAGCUAUUUUACUUAACACUCUUAUCACUUUCCUUUCAAUGUUAAGAAGACUUAUAGUUUCAUUAAUUCAUGAUUCCUUGAGACAUUUUUCCCAGGAUGUUUUUGGGUGUUUGUAUAGCCAUAUCAUAGCUGUUUUUCUUAGCUCUCAGGCCUAACAGAAAUUGGGCAUACUUUUUAAUACCACUCUAACCAUGGUUAAUUAGCUGCAAGAAUUCGGUGUAAUUGCCUUACUUAAAUAAGAAAAGAUAUUAUCUGGCUUUGUUUCUAAA